GUAAAUAAUAGUAAAAAGACACAAUUUAAUAUUUAUACUUUAUUAGUUAUUACGUCUCAAUUUUUCUUUUUCGUGUUUGCUCAUCUCGUUCGUAAUAUUCAAUAUUAUAUUGAUUACCGAGAAGUGUUUGUUCACUUACAUUGCUUAAUUAUUUCAUGUAGCUCGAAUAAACGCUGUCGAUAAAAAUAAAGGUUUUUUAACUUUCAAUCACGAUUUGGUCAAACGGUCACGAACACCUACUAUUCUAUCGGAUAUCAAAUAAACUGGAUCGAAUUUUCGCCGAUCAUUAGGGCCCAACAAGUCGAAACAGAUCCCAUGGGUCGAAUAUUCCUUGAUCACGUAGGUGGUGACCGACUAUACGCGUGUGCUGCGUGCGACACCAACCUGACUAACCGAGAUGAGUUGAUUAGUACCAGGUUCACAGGUGCAACAGGUCGUGCGUUCCUAUUCAACAAAGUUGUAAACCUCAAUUAUAGUGAUGUGCAAGAUCGAGUAAUGUUAACUGGUCGUCAUAUAGUGCGAGAUGUAUCCUGCAAAAAUUGUGACACCAAGUUAGGAUGGAUAUAUGAAUUUGCUAUGGAAGAAAAUCAGCGGUAUAAAGAAGGACGAGUUAUAUUGGAAAGGGCAUUGGUUACCGAAGGAGAUGGUCUUGAACAUGAAAUAUAAACAUGCAUCCAGAUAUUGAUUUGUACAGAUUUGUUUUUUUUUCUCACUCAAAUUGUAUUAUAUCAAUGUGUAAUAUAAAAAUAUAACAGUACCUAUAACUUAAAUAUAAUCAAAAAAUAAUAAAUACAAAUUUUUUGAUGUUCCAUACAAAAUACCAGUAAUGGUUAUGUUAUUCAAUAUUUUAUACGCCAAAUAUUAAAUUUUGAAUUUAAAUUAGUUAAUACAUUUAAAAUGUAUGUGUAUAUAUUUGUUCUAAUUAUAUUGCAUGGUUAUAAUGAUUAAAAUUCUAAAAAAAAAAAUUAUAUUACCGGUAUGUAUUGUACCUUUAUAGCAUUAAGUAUAUUAUCUAUUCAUUUAUUUGUUUUAAUCUUAUUUUGUUGACACAAUUAUUUUUCAUGUAAUUGAAUAAUAAAAAUAAUAAAAUGGCUUGUAGUGAGACACAGUCAUGAAACCAAUUCAAA
This is a messenger RNA of Acyrthosiphon pisum (pea aphid), 1127 nucleotides long. RefSeq names its product yippee zinc finger protein (gene Ype). The record is from RefSeq and is marked provisional. Lineage: Eukaryota; Metazoa; Arthropoda; Insecta; Hemiptera; Aphididae.